ACGUACAGAAGAAAUCGUAAAUUGACAGUUGUUUACUAUGAAGUUAGUUAAGCCUAACCUACAAAAAUACAAACAUGACAGAGGUUAAUAUUCAAAAUUUUGAAGAAUUAUUUCCAGAUAUAAAAAAAUCAUUAGAAGAAGCAAAAUUUAUAAGUAUUGAUUCAGAAUUCAGUGCUCUGUAUCCUCUUAAAGAACAGUCUCCGAGCUUAUUUGAUACUCCCAAUGAGAGAUACCAAAAAUCAAGAAAAAAUAUUCAGUUUGUUGUACCUAUACAAAUUGGUUUAACAGCGUUUACUUUUAAUCCAGAUACGAAUACGUAUUUGGGUAAAAUUUAUAAUUUUUACGUUACCCCAGCCACAUUUCCUUUCGUGGAAAAGCAGUUUAUGUUCCAAUCAACUACUUUAAAUUUUCUCAAGUAUUAUGGAUUUAAUUUUAAUAAGUUUGUUCAUUUCGGCAUCCCUUAUAUCAACAAGGAUCAAGAGCUAGAAUUGAGACAGAGAUUUAAAAAUGAUGAUGUAACAGAAGUACAAAGUUUAUUUCAACAUGUUAUAACUGAAAUUUUACACCAUCAUGGGCAACAGGUACAAAAAUGGUAUGCAACAGCAAAAAUUGGAGAUACUCUAACACUACCUGAAAUUUCUGAAGUAUGCCAAAAAAACUAUGAAAUUAGCUACUUUUUGCAUAAAAGUUUGAGAAGACGUUUUAAGGAUAUUUGGACUUUAAUUGAAAACAAAGAAUUUGUGAUAAAAAAGGUAUCACCAGAUGAUAUGAAAAUGCUGAAUCAAUCUCGAAAUUUAGAGGAAGAUUUAAUAAGUGAUAUUUUAGGAUUUGGUAAAGUGUUUAGAUUAUUAGUGUCGCUGCAAAAACCUAUAGUCGCUCAUAACGCAAUGCAAGAUAUACUACUGUUGAUACAAUGCCUGGAAACUUCGCUUCCUAAUUGUUAUAAAAAAUUCAAAAAAUUAACAAACAAUUUAUUUCCGAAAAUCUUCGAUACCAAAACGAUUUCAUAUGAAAUUCGAAAUCUAGUACCAGAAGAUAAGAAAUGGAAAGAUACUAGCUUACAAUCCUUAUUUGAAUAUUUCAAAGAUGGAACAGGCAGGCAUUUAGCUAUAAAUUCACCGGGAAUAGAAACUGAUUGUGUUGAUUGCAUGGGAAAAUACCACGAAGCGGGGUGGGAUUCAUUUUGUUCCGGAUAUAUUUUUAUAAGAAUGGCAUACCUUAAUGUUUUCCAGAAGUAUCCAAAAUCUAAAAAAUUUAUGUGUACAGAACUCAUAGCCGGUCUUGAUGGUUGUAAAAAUCGACUUAAUGUUAUAAGGGGAGCUGUAUCUUCAAUAAAAAUUGAUGGAGACGAUCCAGUAUCUACAAGACCGCCAUAUUUGGUUGUAGAAUCCACCAAAAACAUGCCUUUAAAUAUUUCUAGGGUAUCAUGCAUCCUUAGUUCAUUUGGUUUCGUUGAAAUUCGUAGGUUUCCUUAUCAAAAUAAACGGGCAUUGAUAGUAGUUGACAACUUUGGGAGUGCUAGAAGGAUUUUAAAUAAUUUUAAAACAAAUAGCGACUAUCGAAUUCAGCAGUACAACUUCCUGAAGCAUUCGACUGCCAUCCGCAUGUGCCUUUUGAGUGGGAUGACCAUAUCAGGAAUACUUUUAUUAUGUAUAACGAGUGGCGCUAUAAAAAGAUGACGUAAACGUUUUUUUUAUAUAUAAAAUUUUGUACAUGUAUUUUCUAUAAUUAGAUGUAACUGAAAAAUGAAUCAAAACGAUUAUAAUCCA
This is a messenger RNA of Diorhabda carinulata, 1769 nucleotides long. RefSeq names its product pre-piRNA 3'-exonuclease trimmer-like. The coding region runs from base 75 to 1679 and encodes 534 amino acids. Lineage: Eukaryota; Metazoa; Arthropoda; Insecta; Coleoptera; Chrysomelidae. Gene Ontology annotation, cellular component: cytoplasm; endoplasmic reticulum. Gene Ontology annotation, molecular function: RNA binding; poly(A)-specific ribonuclease activity. The record is from RefSeq and is a predicted model, not a curated record. Gene Ontology annotation, biological process: nuclear-transcribed mRNA poly(A) tail shortening. The transcript has 7 exons.